AUGGCAUGGUACUUGAAGAAAAUACUAAGAACUAGAGGAGAGGCAUAUCAGAUGAUGAAGUUCAGAAUCGGAAAUAGAAAUGGAAUAUUAUUCUGGCACGAUCCAUGGUUAGAGAAUAAUCCCAUAAUUCUUCGGGAGGAAUUCCAAACUAUUAGAAUCAGAAUCAGAAGAAAAUGUCUCUUGUACUCAAUUAGAGAUAUUCAAAAAGAAAAAUGCAGCUCUAUUCUUAGGAGUAUUUCAGAAAGAGUCAGAAUUCUGAAUCUGAUCAAUAAUAUACAAUUCAAUGGAAAUAUUGAUACAAAGAGUUGGAAUACUGUUAUGAAUGGAAAGUUUGUGGCAGAAAAAGCAUGGGAGAUCAUUAGAACAAAGGAGGUAGUGUUUGAUUGGCACAAAGUAGUCUGGUCUUCAAAGGUUAUACCUCGAAACCAAUUCAUUCUUUGGCUGACAUUCAGGAAAAGAUUGGUGACAAGAGACAAAAUUAAGAAGUAUAUGAAUAUUCCAUAUGUCAAUUGCCCAAUCUGCACAGAAAAAGAAGAAAGCAUUGAUCACUUGUUUAGGAAUAGCACAUUUGUAUCCAAGUUGUGGAUCAAUUUUGCUCAGAGUCUCAGAACAUGA
Messenger RNA from Impatiens glandulifera, 615 nucleotides. RefSeq lists its product as uncharacterized. The transcript has a single exon. NCBI's taxonomy places the organism in Eukaryota, Viridiplantae, Streptophyta, Magnoliopsida, Ericales, Balsaminaceae. The coding region runs from base 1 to 615 and encodes 204 amino acids. The record is from RefSeq and is a predicted model, not a curated record.